This is a messenger RNA of Truncatella angustata, 1308 nucleotides long. Its product is annotated as beta-glucosidase. Gene Ontology annotation, biological process: fungal-type cell wall organization. The coding region runs from base 1 to 1308 and encodes 435 amino acids. NCBI's taxonomy places the organism in Eukaryota, Fungi, Ascomycota, Sordariomycetes, Amphisphaeriales, Sporocadaceae. The record is from RefSeq and is a predicted model, not a curated record. Gene Ontology annotation, cellular component: cell surface; fungal-type cell wall. The transcript is spliced from 2 exons.
AUGAACCUCGCCUUCGCGGCGACCCUGGCUGCCGCCCAACCUCACAACCACGGCCACGGCCACUUGCACCAAAAGAAGGGUUCUCCUGUCGAGAAGCGCGCUGAUGUUGUUACUACCAUUGAGGCUGCUACCGAGACUGCUUACGUUCUCGGCGACAAGGUUGUCACCCCCGACGAGGCCAAGGCUGGUAUUGAGAAGGGUCUCUACAUCGUCGUUGGCGAGACUACUCCCACAUACACUGCACCCGCCGUGUCCAGCACUGCCGAGACUGGCAAGGUCAAUGCCCAGUUCUUCGAGUACGCCACCAAGAAGUCUUCGUCAUCCGCCACUUCCUCGUCCUCCACCUCCUCGACGACCAUCGUCACCAGUUACUCCGCUGCCAAGCCCACCUCGUCCUCGACCUCAACUAGUGCUGCUGCCGCCACUACCAGCAAGGCCUCCAGCAGCUCUGGCGGCUCCGGCGUCACUGCCGAGUUCCCCAGCGGUGAGAUCGACUGCAGCCAGUUCCCCUCUGACUAUGGUGCUGUCGCUGUCGAUUACCUCAACACGGAUGGUUGGACCAGCAUUCAGCAGACUCCCUACUACACCGAGGGUGACAGUGCCAUCUCGUACAUUGUUACUGGUAUCUCUGGUGACAGCUGCACAAAGGGCUCUUUCUGCUCCUACGCUUGUCCUGAUGGAUACGUCAAGUCUCAAUGGCCUGACGCCCAGGGAGCAACUGGACAAUCUAUUGGCGGUCUGUACUGCAACAGCAAGGGCAAGCUCGAACUCACCCGCUCUGGCUACACCACCCUGUGCCAAAAGGGCUGCGGUGGCAUCACGAUCAAGAACAAGCUGAGCAGCGGAGGUGCCGCCGUCUGCCGUACCGACUACCCUGGCACCGAGUCCAUGGUUAUCCCUCUUUGGACUGAGGCCGGCUCAUCCUACGACUUGACCAACAUCGAGUCUGCCAAUUACUACACCUGGGGAGGCGCUUCCACCACUCUCCAGUACUAUGUUAACCCCAAGGACGUCGCAGUUGACGAUGCCUGUGUCUGGACUUCCCUCACCAACCCUUUGAGUGCUGGUAACUGGGCACCAAUCAACGUCGGCCUUGGAAAGAACAGUGAGGGCUUGACCUUUUUGUCCAUUUUCAACAACGCCCCGACCUCGACUGCCGUUUUGGAUUUCGACGUUGUUAUCAGUGGAGACAUUGUUGGAGACGCGGAAUGCUACUACAAGUCUGGCAGCUAUCCCGAUGGCGGUACCGGCUGCACUGUUGCUGUCACAGACGGUGGCUCUGCUACUAUCACCUUCCAGGAGUCGUAA